UUUCAGGCCUAUGGCCCUCCAUCGUACAAUAAACUCCAGUUGACUUUAAUAAAUGUUGUUAUGAGCAAGUUCUGAACCUCCAAGAAAAUGUCUGAAGAUUCGACCUCUUUAAAGGAGAAACAAGUUCUGCAAAAACAGGUUUUGGAUGAAUAUACGAAAUUAGCUAUGAAUAUGGAUGCUCUUGCAAAAUUGUUGCACGAAAUGGUUUAUAAUCCAACAAACAAUAUUCUCGAUUCUUUAAGAGAAUUGGAAAAGGAGAUUGGUUUAGUACAUACAUUGUUUAAAGCGAGUGUUUGGGCAAUACUGGCGGACCUGGAAACACAAGACACAAAGACAUAAGGAUGGUUAACCCGUCUUUGAAAACUUAAAAUUUUGCAUUCUUUAUGUUGGUUUGAUUAAAGCUGCAGACGAUUACAUUGCCCAGGAAACACCUUGAAAUGGGAAACGCUGGUACUCGUGUGAACACCUUUAUGGAUCCCGCACAGAGGAAUCGUCUAAGUUAGGGCUUUAUAAAGGGAUGACCUUCUUGCUGAUUUGCAUCUACGGGCAGGUUUUCAAAAAGUGUUUGCUGUCGAUCGAAUUCCCUCUUCUGGCUUUACCUAUGGAGCUUGGAACUGCGAGUUCGCCUUAAAAUCAUCAAAAAGACCUAUUGAAAUACAGGUUAAGCUGCUGAUGGACGAUAAACUUGAGAAAAGUAGUAUACACGGAAACCAAAGUUCCGUAUUUCUCCAAAUCAAAAUCAACAUUGGUUCUAUCAACAUUUCAUAUGUUUCAUAAGUGUAAUAUUGCAAUUUGAAUUCGUAAACUUCUACUGCUUACUGCUACCUUCUUUAUAUUUUAU
Molecule: messenger RNA, 841 nt
Organism: Schizosaccharomyces cryophilus OY26
Lineage: Eukaryota; Fungi; Ascomycota; Schizosaccharomycetes; Schizosaccharomycetales; Schizosaccharomycetaceae
Product: DASH complex subunit Dad3
Exons: 2
Coding region: 88-339 (83 amino acids)
Biological process (GO): attachment of spindle microtubules to kinetochore
Cellular component (GO): DASH complex; mitotic spindle
Source: RefSeq, a predicted model, not a curated record